This is a messenger RNA of Nicrophorus vespilloides, 1487 nucleotides long. RefSeq lists its product as uncharacterized. The record is from RefSeq and is a predicted model, not a curated record. The transcript has 2 exons. Gene Ontology annotation, cellular component: plasma membrane. The coding region runs from base 434 to 1039 and encodes 201 amino acids. Gene Ontology annotation, biological process: sensory perception of smell; detection of chemical stimulus involved in sensory perception of smell. Gene Ontology annotation, molecular function: odorant binding; olfactory receptor activity. Lineage: Eukaryota; Metazoa; Arthropoda; Insecta; Coleoptera; Silphidae.
UUUGUGUUUAUACAUUAAUGAGAGAGUGCGCUCACUUUCAUCGUCAGCAAUCGUAUGUAUGUAUAUAUAUAAGAAGGUAAAUGAAGGAUUCAGAAUGCACACUGAUCCACGAUGAUUGAUUGCUUUAAGUUAAAAGCGGUGGAAACCGAUGCGAAGCAAAUCGAGCUCCUGAGAACAUGCAAAACUAUUCUUCGCCUUUACGGUUUUUGGCCCAAGGGCGGCUCUAAAAAUGUCUUCUUCAUGUUGAGAUUCAUCUUCAUCAUAAUCUGCUACAACACCAAUGUUGUUGGAUCAAUCUGGCAUUUAGUUCACGUAAUGUGUAAGUAUGAAUGCAUUAUUGGAUCGUGAUUAAUAACGUCAAUUAGCUAAGGAAACUAUUGAUUAUUUGGAAAUCGCCGAUGAUCUGUCCAUCAUCAUCUCAGUAUUGAGCGUGAUGUGCGUCUUCGCCGCGUACAUGGGGAAAUUCGACGAGCUGAAAGAGCUUCGCCAGGAAAUGGGAAAUUUCACGGUUUACGAUAAACCCAAGGACAUCGAGAAACUCGACGCCAAGUUGAACUACGUUUCAAAGAUUUUUCUCGUCUGGUUUCUCGCUUCGUGUGCUUAUCUUUGGACGUUGCUAUUCCUUGAGACAUGUGAGGACGGAUCCAUUGAUAUUUGCGGUUUUCUCAUCGCCGUUUACCUACCUUUCGAUAUUUUCACCUCUCCAUACAGGAAAAUGUUCUUGACUUUUCAAUGUUACACCUGCUUUGCUACCGUCUUAACAGCUUUCUACGUAUCAUAUUCUGUGUUAGGAAUGUGCUCAUUCCUGAGGAAUAGAGUUGACCAUUUGAUUGUUUUGCUAAAGACGAUUCCUACGAUAGAAACUCGAUGCGAACGCAAAUCUAGAAUCAGAAAAUGCGUACUCUAUCAUUACAAAAUAAUUGAAUUGUGGGAAACAUUUCAUGGACUUUACACCAUCAUGUUUUUCAUACACGUUGUUAAUACGCCGGUCACAAUGAGUUUGAUCAUUUAUCAGAUAUUGCAGGUUUUUAAACACUGAAUUUUUGUUUUCAAAAUUUUCUCUUAAUACUCGAAGUUUUAGAAAGUUAAGUUCGUGCCCAUAAUCCACUUGAGUGGUUGGUUCGUGGCGCUCGGAAUGAAUUGUAUUUUCGGACAACAACUUAUAGACUCGGUUUUGCUAAUUAAACAAUCUGUUUACUAAAAAAUAACUAUUAUAUAAUUUUGUUAUAUUUCCAGAGCACCGAUUUACUAUAUUCUAUUUAUGAAAGUAUGCCUUUCGAUGGGGAUUGUGAGACUCAAAAGGAUUUGAUGCUCAUUACGAUACGAUGCUUACUCCCAAUGACUGUACCCGUGGGAAAGUUCGGAGUAUUCGAUCAUUCCUCGUUUAUUACGGUAACAAAUUUACGUAAAAAUAACAUAUGUUUAUAGUAAUUUCGUUUCAGGUCUUAAAAACUAUUUACUCAUAUUUGACCAUAUUAUCAAGCAUU